Messenger RNA from Psammomys obesus (fat sand rat), 1350 nucleotides. It is a transcript of the gene Tbx19, whose product is annotated as T-box transcription factor 19. Gene Ontology annotation, cellular component: nucleus. The record is from RefSeq and is a predicted model, not a curated record. The transcript is spliced from 8 exons. Gene Ontology annotation, molecular function: DNA-binding transcription factor activity, RNA polymerase II-specific; RNA polymerase II cis-regulatory region sequence-specific DNA binding. Lineage: Eukaryota; Metazoa; Chordata; Mammalia; Rodentia; Muridae. Gene Ontology annotation, biological process: mesoderm formation; positive regulation of DNA-templated transcription; heart morphogenesis. The coding region runs from base 1 to 1350 and encodes 449 amino acids.
AUGAGCGAAUUGGGCACACAGAACGCACAGAAGGCAGGAGAAGGCACCGUGUCUCGCCUGCUUAACCUGGUGGAGAGUGAGCUGCAGGCAGGCCGGGAGAAGGGAGAUCCGACGGAGAAGCAACUUCAGAUCAUCCUGGAGGAUGCCCCCCUCUGGCAGAGGUUCAAGGAAGUCACUAACGAAAUGAUCGUGACCAAGAACGGCAGACGGAUGUUCCCUGUCCUGAAGAUCAGUGUCACAGGACUGGACCCCAACGCCAUGUACUCCCUCCUGCUGGACUUCGUCCCGACGGAUAGCCACCGCUGGAAGUACGUCAACGGUGAAUGGGUACCCGCAGGCAAGCCAGAGGUCUCUAGCCAUAGCUGCGUCUACAUUCACCCCGACUCCCCCAACUUCGGGGCUCACUGGAUGAAAGCACCCAUCUCCUUCAGCAAAGUGAAGCUGACCAACAAGCUCAAUGGAGGUGGGCAGAUAAUGCUGAAUUCCCUGCAUAAAUAUGAGCCCCAGGUUCACAUAGUGCGUGUUGGAGGCGCCCAUCGGAUGGUCAUGAACUGUUCCUUCCCUGAAACCCAGUUUAUCGCCGUGACCGCCUAUCAGAAUGAGGAGAUAACAGCUCUCAAAAUCAAGUACAACCCUUUUGCCAAGGCCUUCCUGGAUGCCAAGGAAAGAAACCACCUAAAGGACAUUCCAGAGGCCGUCUCUGAGAGCCAGCAUGUGACCUAUUCUCACUUGGGAGGCUGGAUCUUUUCCAAUCCGGAUGGCAUGUGUGCAUCGGGAAACACCAAUUACCAGUAUGCCUCGCCUUUGCCUCUGCCUGCUCCCCACACCCACCAUGGCUGUGAGCGCUACCCUGCCCUCCGGGGACAUCGGCAGGCUCCCUACCCUUCGGCGUACGUGCACAGAAACCAUUCUCCCUCAGUGAAUUUGAUAGAAAGCUCAAGCAACAAUCUGCAAGUUUUCUCGGGACCUGACAGCUGGGCUUCCUUAUCCUCCACACCUCACACCAGCAUCUUGUCUGUACCACACACCAACGGGCCAAUCAACCCAGGGCCCAGCCCCUAUCCGUGCCUGUGGACCAUCAGCAACGGAAGUGGGGGCUCCGUGGCAUCGGGCUCAGAGGUGCACGCUGGCACCCCAGGAACGUUUCUCCUUGGGAACCCUGCUGUCACCUCACCUCCCUCUGUGCUCCCUACCCAAGCCACCACCUCGGCAGGUGUGGAGGUCCUGGGGGAGCCUUCACUGACCAGCAUUGCUGUAUCCGCCUGGACAGCGGUGGCCUCGCAUCCCUUCCCAAGCUGGGGCGGACCAGCUGGAGGUGGACGCCAUUCCCCGUCUUCAUUGGAUAGUUAG